Molecule: messenger RNA, 1342 nt
Organism: Glycine soja
Lineage: Eukaryota; Viridiplantae; Streptophyta; Magnoliopsida; Fabales; Fabaceae
Product: GEM-like protein 1
Exons: 4
Coding region: 189-1040 (283 amino acids)
Source: RefSeq, a predicted model, not a curated record
GACACAACACAACGGGUAGAUCCAGAAAGAGCGUUGAAAGUUGAAACCUUGAACCUUUUGAAUCAGUUGGACGGUUUUGCAGAAAUUGACGUUUCAAAUUUCAAUUGAAGUAGCACGCACGUUUCAUCAUCCACUCGCAAUCGCGAUCACCCGUUGCCGAUCCCGAAGCAGAGAAAACCUAAGCCAACAUGAGUGGCGACGCCCCAACCCAAACCCAAACCCAAGCCACCGACACCAAACCAGAAGAAACCCACACCCACACCCAAACCAUCACUACCAAACCGGAAGAAUCUCAUUCUCAAUCUCAGUCUCAGCCUCAGCCUCACACUGCCGAUUAUGCUCCAUACCCUAAACUGGACCCCACCGAUGUUGCGCCACCACUCAACACUGAAUCUCGCGCUCCCAUUUCCGAAGAUGCUGCCACUACUAUGCCCAAAGACUCCAAUCCCUAUGUCACUCCUGCGCCAGUUCCUGCUUCUUCUACCAAGACUACUUUAGAUUCCGUGAAAGACGUUCUCGGGAAAUGGGGGAAGAAAGCCGCCGAGGCCACCAAGAAGGCCGAGGAUCUCGCCGGCAACAUGUGGCAGCACUUGAAAACGGGACCGAGUUUUGCGGAUGCUGCUGUGGGGAGGAUUGCUCAGGGGACUAAAGUACUUGCAGAAGGAGGGUAUGAGAAGAUCUUUAGGCAAACAUUUGAGACAGUUCCAGAGGAGCAGCUUCUGAAAACUUAUGCAUGCUACUUGUCUACCUCGGCUGGACCUGUGAUGGGUGUCUUAUAUUUGUCAACGGCAAAGCUGGCAUUUUGUAGUGAUAACCCUCUUUCUUACCAAGUGGGUGGUGACCAGACUCAAUGGAGCUAUUAUAAGGUGGUCAUUCCAUUGCACCAGCUGAGAGCUGUAAACGCAUCAACAAGCAGAACCAACCAAUCUGAAAAGUAUAUACAGAUUAUCUCUGUUGACAACCAUGAAUUUUGGUUUAUGGGCUUUGUGCACUAUGACAGCGCUGUUAAAAAUAUUCAAGGAGCAUUGCAGCCUCAUUGACACACAAGGGAUUUAAAAACACCAUGUAUUGUUUAUACCAAAGAUGAGGUUUGUGUUGAUAAAUUAUCCAUCCGUCACAGAAACAUUUAAGUGUUUUAUCUUUAUAUGGUUAGUCCGCUAGUGUAGUUGGUGGAGCUGUUAUAGUAUUAAAAUGGAAACUCAUUCAGUGUUUAUCAUAUAUUUGUUUUAUCUUUGUUGCUUUCUGAAAGCGAGGGUCCAUUGAUUUGUUGUAAGUUGAAUGGAUAUAUAAACGGUGGAUUUACUUUUAAAUAUAUUAAAUAUCUCCUUCUUUAUAUCUUUAA